Messenger RNA from Coregonus sp. 'balchen', 10472 nucleotides. Lineage: Eukaryota; Metazoa; Chordata; Actinopteri; Salmoniformes; Salmonidae. The record is from the annotation of a GenBank genome assembly.
AUGGCGACAACAGAAGGAUCCGAGCCUCCUCGGACCCGAAGAAAUAGUAAUAAAAACAUCCUUACAAGGAUCAGACAUGGACAAAGCACUGGCCGGGCAAUUAGUCGAGGCACAGAGGUAAAAUACACAUUCAGAAAUCAUUGCUAAAAGACGAAAUUACAAGGGUUUGGGACGGAGAAAGACAGUUGGCUAGCUUGCUUGCUAACGUUAACUUUCGCUAUUUACAGUAGCUACGUCUACUCAAACGGAGCGCUGAGACCGCUAACUAGAUAACGUUAGCUAGCUAAAAUAGUAGAAGUCAGAAGUAUAUGUAGCCAUUACAUUAGAUAGCUAGCAAGUCACUAUGCUAGUCACGGCAACCCAAAGGAAAGUUGGUGCUAGCUGUUAGCGGGCUACAGCUAUUACAUUUAACAUCAACUGUUAUGACUGUUAGCUAGCCCAGUUAACGUUACUGAUUUAUGUACUUUAUUUGCCCAAUCCUUGACAUGUUUUUGCUCCUAUGGUGUUCCUUCCUUGUCCUCUAGAUAUCUGAGGCCCUACUCCAGGAGAGAGACCAGCAGGCCCAGUGGCAUGGGAUUCCAGUGCUGCUGCAGAGACUUUAUGACAGCAGUCACCUCAACAGUGACCUCUCCCAGAUCCACUCCAUUAUCAAGGUGCAAAUAAUAAAUACUCUUCCCAGACCUGUCAGAGCUGUAAUGCCACACGUAGAGGCAAAGGUUUCAUGCUCGUUUUUCCCAUGUUAGCUGUGAUGGUAUUUGCUGCUGAGUUGACGGGUGUGUUGUCUCUGUGGUGUGGUAGGAAGUGUCAUCUUUUCUCUCCAUGGAGGCUAUGUCAUUUGUAACAGAGGACAGGAGAACAGCACAGGAGUCCACCUAUCCCAACAUAUACACCUUUGACCUCUUUGGAGGCGUUGAUGUGAGUCUCCAACAUGUUGACACAGAGGCAAAUAUAACUGUCUUGUCAGUGGUCAUAUUUGCUGUGUAAGGGUUUGAAUUUCUGCUUUGUCCUUAGUUGCUAGUGGAGAUUCUGAUGAGACCCACCCUCACCACACAGAUGAAUGUCCCUAAAAGUAAGCCACAUUAAAACAUUCCUAGGUCAUAGUUUUGCAAAUCUGAGGAAUUUAAGAUGCCCUGAAUAGAUUCUAACCUGUGUUCUCUUUGCAGUGAGUGAUGACCUUGUCAAGGAUUGUUUAAGUGUUCUGUACAAUUGUUGUAUAUGUGUAAGUAUCAAUGCCAUUGAUAAAUAGUGUUCGAAUGCAUGUAAGAUAAUAUCUGGCAACUUAACACUGUCUGAAACAUAGGAUGAUGUCCACCCUCUUACCUUUCUUUUAGUCAGAAAAGGCUAAUCAUUAGCUUUCCCUCAUUUUCAGAUGGAAGGAGUCACUAAAAGUCUGGCAUCACGAGAUGACUUUGUCAUGUAUUUGUUUACACUGAUGUCAAACAAGAAAACAUUUUUGCAAACAGCCACAUUGAUUGAGGACAUUCUUGGGGUCAGUAAGGUAAGGAUGGCCUAAAAACCCUUACUAUCACUGUCAAUCUUUACAAAUUAUUCAUUCAAAUUGACUGAAUCCCACUGAACCUAAAUGCUUAAAGAUGCACCAAAACAUCAAUAACCUGUACCUUCUACCUUCCUCUCUGUGCUCCAGGAGAUGAUCCAGCUGGAGGACAUCCCCAACCUGCCAAGUCUGGUUCAGAGCUUCAACCAGCAGCAGCUGGCCAACUUCUGCCGCAUCCUGUCAGUCACCAUCUCUGAGCCAGACAUGGGCAACGAUGACAAGCACACGCUGCUGGCCAAGAACGCCCAGCAGAGGGCCAACCCCUGCCCGUCCCACUCUGAAGUCAACCAGGGUAAGACAGCUCUCACCAUCAAACCUGAGAGAGACUAUAGAAGGAGUUGUCACAUUCAAUGAUGCUUCUUCAUAUGACUAGCAUUUAAUGAAGAAAAUGCUUGUUAAUGACUUGUCCCUAUAUUGCUCAGCAAUGCAUGAGAUGAAAAGUUGAUGGAUUUGCACUCCUCAAUGCCUGUCCUUAGCACUCUGUUGACGGGAAAGAGUAAAUUGAUAAUCAAAUAAUCUGUUCUCCCCUGUGUGUAUCAGUGGCCCUGCUGAACAUCCCAGGCUUCAUUGAGCGGCUGUGUAAGCUGGCCACCAGGAAGGUGUCAGAGGCCUCGGGGGCAUCCAGCCUGCUGCUGGAGCUUCAGGACUGGUACACCUGGCUGGACAACGCCCUGGUGCUGGAUGCGCUCAUGCAGAUGGCCACAGAGGACGCCGAGCAGAGUAGCACAGGUCAGAACAAUAGAUAGACAUGCACUCUCCCUCACACACAUGCACGCACGUUAGGAUUGAAUAUUUUCCCAGUAUUUUACAAAUGGUCCAUCCCGAGAACAAAUCACCUUUCUCCCGGGUAACCCAGUUUUUUACCAAAACCUGAAGUGUCAUUUCAAAAGCAUAUAAAAAGCCUAUGUCUGGAUUUGACUAGAGCUUUGAUCAAAAAUUCAGGCCUGAUGCUACCUGAGUCUGAUGAGCCAUACAUUAAAGACAUUUUGUGAGCCCAAGCCCAAAAAAACCCAAGUGAUUGUGCCUUUAUCCUAUACAUACACUACCGUUCAAAAGUUUGGGGUCACUUAGACAUUUCCUUGUUUUCGAAAGAAAAGCAAUUUUUUUGUCCAUUUAAAAUAACAUAUCUCAGACUGCCCAUCUUAAUAUUUUAUUUUUAUUGGCCAGUCUGAGAUAGGGCUUUUUCUUUGGAACUCUGCCUAGAAGGUCAGCAUCCCGGAGUCGCCUCUUCACUGUUGACGUUGAGACUGGUGUUUUGCGGGUACUAUUUAAUGAAGCUGCCAGUUGAGGAGCUGUGAGGCAUCUGUUUCUCAAACUAGACACUCUAAUGUAUUUGUCCUCUUGCUCAGUUGUGCACCGGGGCCUCCCACUCCUCUUUCUAUUCUGGUUAGAGCCAGUUUGCGCUGUUCUGUGAAGGGAGUAGUACACAGCGUUGUAUGAGAUCUUCAGUGUCUUGGCAAUUUCUCGCAUGGAAUAGCCUUCAUUUCUCAGAACAAGAAUAGACUGAUGAGUUUCAGAAGGAAGUUCUUUGUUUCUGGCCAUUUUGAGCCUGUAAUCGAACCCACAAUUGCUGAUGCUCCAGAUACUCAACUAGUCUCAAGAAGGCCAGUUUUAUUGCUUCUUUAAUCAGCACAACAGUUUUCAGCUGUGCUAACAUAAUUGCAAAAGGGUUUUCUAAUGAUCAAUUAGCCUUUUAAAAUGAUAAACUUGGAUUAGCAAACACAACGUGCCAUUGGAACACAGGACUGAUGGUUGCUGAUAAUGGGCAUCUGUACGCCUAUGUAGAUAUUCCAUAAAAAAUCAGCCGUUUCCAGCUACAAUAGCCAGUUACAACAUUAACAAUGUCUACACUGUAUUUCUGAUCAAUUUGAUGUUAUUUUAAUGGACAAAAAAAUAAUAAUUUCUUUCUAAAACAAGGACAUUUCUACGUGACCCCAAACUUUUGAACGGUAGUGUACCUUUCAUAAUAUUUCCCAUAAUGUUAUUAGCCUACCUCCUCUUUCUCUCUCUCUCGUUGCCUCAUUCCUUCCUCGCUUUCAACAGUUAAAAUAAGUAUGUUCCGUUGUCCUUAUCUUCAACAUUAAUGACAUGCUUGAGUAAUAUAGGACUAGAAUUGACGGCUUUCACUUCUCUUCAUGAAGACCGAAUAGUUAUGGGUCUGAAUAAAUAACUUCUAUAGCCUACCGCCAUCGCGCAUUUGCUCUUCUUUCAAACUACCCGUGAGUUCUAUUGGCUGCUGUAUUUAACAUUCAGAAAACAAGAGCUUGCAUCCCUCUUCGAAUUGUCUAUUGGUAUAAGAAAUGCAACAAAACAAUUUUCCAGCAAGCUAUUCUAGUCUAGCUUUUCCUACAUGGGACUCCAAGAGCUAAGGAGUGUUUUUUAAGGAGAGAGGACAGCAGAUCACAGGUGUGUGUAUAUUGCGCAAUAGACAGAGGCUAGUUAGACACUUAUUAUGCAUAACCCAUCAAUCAUUAGCUAAAUAUAAGGCUAAUACUGUGUUGACUUUAUCACCUGAAAGAGGUAGGCUUAGACAGCUAUAUAUAUCAAUUUUGAGCUGGAUGAUCUAUUUUGGAUGAGAAAGAGAGAGGGAGGGGAAGACUGCUCGAGCAUGCUCUUAUUUAAAGCAACGAUAUUCGAGUGAUAGGCUGUUUCAAAACACUGCAGCUGCAAUAAUAAAAAAUGAAGGUGACCCCGAAAGCCAGAUGGAGAUGUGUAAAUUAGACAGUCAUUCGGUCCUAAUAUUACUGUAGGAUAAGCUAUGCUGCAGCAAAUGUAGGCCUACCUGUCACAAGAAAAAAAGCUACCAUGAUGAGACGAUGGGUCUACAUGCAUUGUGAACUGCAUUCCAUACUGAGAUGGGCUGUCUGUCCCCACCAUGAUCGUUGAUGAUUGAUCAUGCAGAGAGCAGAGAGAAGGCCGUAGCGAAGCCAUAUUUAGACAUCGCAUAUAUAUUUAACAGUUCCAUUUCACGUCAUGCUGUUGAUAUAUAUAAUGUAUUAUAAUUGACUGGUUUCUCGCAGUUAUUUAUCCCGGGAAAAGGGAGUGGUUUUGGGCGUUAAAUCUCGGUAACCGGGUUCCCGCCAUUCAAUCCAAACGCACGUCAUGCUCCAGUCAUCUUGGACAUGGAAACUCAUGUCCAACUCAUCCCACGGAGGGCCGAGUGUCUGCGGGUUUUCGCUCCUCCCUUGUACUUGAUUGAUGAAUUAAGGUCACUAAUUAGUAAAGAACUCCCCUCACCUGGUUGUCUAGGUCUUUAAUUGAAAGGAAAAACCAAAAACCCGCAGACACUAGGCCCUCCAUGGAAUGAGUUCGACACCCCUGGAUUACAGUAUGAAAGACUGUUCACCAUUUUAGUAAUACGGUUCAGUGUGACAGACUACAUAGGGCCCUAUAAAAUCUGCUUUGUAGACGGAUUCACGGAAUCCAGACAUAAUCCAAACGUAAUUCAAUAAUAUUCAAACAUUUAUUGAAAUUGAUAGGGAAUCAACUAAAUGUAUUGAACUUAUUAGAAAAUGCAUUAAUUUGUCAAACUUAAUCAUUAGACAUGAACAAAAUGCAUCAGUGAUUCGUAUUUUCCUGCAACGGCAUAGGAAUGCCCCUGUGUAUGUCUACACUUUGUGUAGCUGUUAGUGAUGAUGCUAAUGAUAACCUUCUUCUGGUAGAGAUGGAAAGGCUUUCCUAAAAACCUUCUCCGUUAAAUGUUAACUACAAAGUAACCUAUGCCUACCUGGCUGAAUAUAAUUAUUAUUUGCAUCAAUCUAGUGCCAUUUGUUUUGCAAACUCUGCAAUCACAUGAGCGCUACAGAAACAUUUCUAACCAAACAACGCUCUCUUGCUGGUGGCACUUGCAUUAAAGGGUAUCUACAUCAAAAAAUCAAAUUGUGUUUUUUCAGACCUUUAAGUGGACUCCUGAUGUGGUUUAAGCGUUGUUGUGGACUUAGAACAUCCAUUUUCUUUUUUUUUAUUAAAAAGGUAUGAUUUUGAGACCAAAAACCGGAAGAAAAUAAGGAAAAAUUGACACCUGUUUAAGCAAAACAGAGAAAAUGGAAUUUGGGGAAAAAAUAAAACUGAUUUUAUAGGGCUCUAUGUGUACAGUACCAUAUGUUGUCGUAAUCUCAAUGUGUUAUGUACGCUGUGCUCUUUCUCAGAGUCCUCAGACGAGAGUUCUCUGGCCACCAGCCCUCUCAGACACCGUCUGCCCCAGUCCAUGAAUAUUGUCCAUGAGAUCAUGUACAAGGUGGAGGUGCUCUAUGUGCUCUGUGCGCUACUCAUAGGCCACCAGAGGAACCAGGUGAGAGCCAGAUAUCUGGAGUUUACAACAGUUGGUUUGGGAAAAUGGGUUCCGUUAGUAACUGAGAUUGUAAGGUUUUUCUUAGCCACUGUGCUUCUGCCUCUGCAUUGCUUGCUCUUUGGGGUUUUAGUCUGGGUAUCUGCAAAACACUGACAACUGCUGAUGUACAAAGGGCUUUAUAAAAUAAAUGUGAUUGAUUGAUUGUAAAUGUAUCGUGCCUUGUAAACAGGUUCACAAAAUGCUGGCAGAGUUCAAACUGAUUCCAGGACUUAACAACCUGUUUGACAAGCUGAUCUGGAGAAAGCAAACAUCUUCGAAUGUCCUCCAUGGCCAGAACCAAAACUGUGGCUGCAGCCCGGUAAGAAGACCCCUCUGCUCUGGGAAUGGGUCAAUGGGCGCAUUCACACUCCACCUUAGCCCAGGGUUAAGAGCAGGGUUAGCACCGACUUUUCGGGGUUAGCCCCAGAAACUCGGUGCCAAAAUAGCCAGUGUGAAAAGGGGUCAAAAACAACGCCUAGAAUGCUCACUGUCCAAUCACAAAAGCGUCACUUUCACUUAAUUUCCAUACGCAUGUGAUGCCUGUAAUGCGUUCUGCACAUUAUUUUGACAAGUCAAUUCAUAAUAUUUAAUCCUUCCAUCUGAGGACAAAAAAACAAAAUACUUUCAUCCAUGCAAAAACAUUGGUUGCUAUGCCUAACAAAAAUGGUUGCUAUGCAGGCUGGAUAAUGUCUUUUCACUUAGCCAACUAAAGCUACAAACUCUACAGCUGGAAGGGCAGCAAACGCUCCAUUUUCAUAGCUUUUCUAUUGACAUUUAAUUGCAUAUAUCCAUGAUGAUAAUAAUAUUGUUGCAUGAUUUUGCCUGGAUCAGAAAAGUUGAUCCCGUUAGUUCACAGCAUUCUCUGUGGCGAGAUCGAAUUUUAAGUGAUUUUUUUUUCCUGAUGUCGGACAGGCAGACAAGCAAGGUUUAUACAAACCAUCCCACUGUUGGAAAUCAAAUGCUAGGCCAGAAUCAAGAGGAAAUAAUGUGUUAGUAAAUGUCUUAUUGCGUGUAACAUUGGUUGUGUUUGUCCGUUAGCCCAGGGCUUUGGAAUACAAGUGUGAAUCCUUAGCCCAGGGCUAAUGCUUAGCCCAGGGUUAACAAAUGCUUGUGUGUACACUGACCAUGGGCUAGCUUAUCCUGUCUAGCCUGGGGCUAAGAACAAUGCAGUGUGAAAAGGCCUAAUGUGUCAAUGGCAUUGUAGCACUAAUCACUGCUAUUGCACCACUCACUGAUCCUCCUCUCUUCAUCACACACAGGAGAUCGCCUUUAAAAUCCAGUUCCUACGAUUACUCCAGAGCUUCAGCGACCAUCAUGAGUGAGUACAUUAAAGACUAGGUGUAUGAAAGAAACUAUAUUGCUGGGGAAUUAAGACACAUCGCCUGAUAUACACUAUGAAAGUCCUGCCUACUUCCUGAAUCAUAUCUCAUACUGUUUUUGAAAGGGCUUCAAGAUUAUAUCUUCAAAUCCAUGAAAACGCAGUCAUAUAAGAUAUACACUGAGUGUACAAAACAUUAGGAACACCUGCUCUUUCCAUGACAUAGCUUUCACCUGGUCAGUCUAUGAUCCCUUAUUGAUGUCACCUGUUAAAUCCAUUUUAAUCAGUGUAAAUGAAGGGGAGGGGACAGGUUAAAUAAGGAUUUUUAAGCCUAGAGAAUUGAGACAUGGAUUGUGUAUGUGUGCCAUUCAGAGGGUGAAUGGGCAAGACAAAAGAUUUAAGCGUCUUUGAACAGAGUAUGGUAGUAGGUGCAUCGGUUUGAGUGUGUCAAGAACUGCAACGUUGCUGGGUUUUUCACGCUCAACAGUUUCCCGCCAACUUGACACAACUGUGGGAAACAUUGAAGUCAACAUGGGCCAGCCUCCCUGUGGAACGCUUUCAACACCUUGUAGAUCAUGCCACAACGAAUUGAGGCUGUUCUGAGGGCAAAAAUGGGGUGCAACUCAAUAUUAGGAAGGUGUUUCUAAUGUUUUGUACAUUCAGUGUAUGUAAAACAGGGAUGGGCAACUCAAGUCCUCGGGGGGCUGGAGUGGUGUCACACUUUGUCCCCAUACCUAGCAAACACAGCUGAUUUAAACUAAUUGUGUUCUAAAGUGAAGAUCAUGAUUAGUUGAUUAUUGGAGUCAGGUGUGUUAGCUGGGGCUGGGGCAAAAGUGUGACACCAAUCAGACCCCUGAGGACUGGAGUUGCCCAUCCCUGAUGUUAAAAUUAUUUUCGUAAUUAUGGAUUAAUUUACUUCUAUCUGAUGCUUUUUCAGGAAGGUUUUCGAUUGUGUUUUCUUUUUUCGUAAUCGAAAACCUUCAUAAAAUACAUUGGGUAGUGAGUUUGGUACCAUCUCAGUGAAUCUGUCAUUUGGAUCAUGUCUGAUCUUUCCUCCUCCCUCUCAGGAACAAGUAUCUCCUCCUGAACGCUCAGGAGCUGAAUGAACUGAGUGCCAUCUCUCUGAAAGCCAGCAUCCCUGAGGUGGAUGCUCUUGUCAACACGGACCGGUAGGGCUCAUAGUUAGGCUGGCGCACAGGGAUGGAGGACGUUUUGGGGUUCUGAAUUUGAUAAAAUCCCCCAUUGCAUGCAUCCUCACCCUUCUCUUUUCUCUCUCCUAUAUAGAAAUCUAAUCUGUGAUGGUAAAAAGGGCCUCCUGACACGGCUACUUUCAGUCAUGAAGAAAGAACCGGUUGAAUCCUCAUUUAGGUGAGUGUGUUUACUCCAGGAGUUAAUGAGUGAAACAUUAUGCCACAGAUAAAGAGUUAGAACCCCCGUCUCUCUGUCUGUAGGUUCUGGCAGGCGAGGGCGGUAGAGAGCUUCCUGAGAGGGGCCACCUCCUAUGCUGACCAGAUGUUCCUGCUCAAGAGAGGCCUGCUGGAGGUACGGAGGCUGUUGCCAAGCCAGUGAGGACACGCACACCUAUGAUAUAACAGCUUUCAAGGUUUCAUUUAAAACCUCCCAAUAAUCCCUCUCCUUUGUCUCUCUAGCACAUUCUGUUCAGCAUCAUAGACAGUGGCUGUAAGUCUAGGGACGUGCUGCAGAGCUACUUUGACCUGCUGGGGGAACUCAUGAAGUUCAACAUCGACGCCUUCAAGAGGUUCAACAAAUAUGUCAACACAGAGGAGAAGGUAGGCCAGGGGUCAGGGCAGAGGGGUUAGGGUUAAGACUUCAAAACACUGAGAAGCAAGGUGAGUAUACAUGUAAAUAGAUGGUCAGUCAGGGGCAAUUCCAUGGUAAGAGUCAUGCUGUGACACAGAUUUUUCACUUUAAAAUGCAUGUCAAAAAAAAAAUAUAUAUUGCAAAGUUAAACAUACUAUACAACUCGAUGCACAAGGACUACUUUUAACAAUUUCCACUGAAAUUUAAAAACAGGAAGUGCCCUCAGUUAAAACCUUAUCCCUACCAAUUGACAACUUUCAAGUCCUGUUACAUGUUUGGUUUAAUUUCUGCAUCCUGUGUUAGUUCCAGACUUUUAUGACCCAGAUCAACAGCUCUCUGGUGGACUCCAACAUGCUGGUGCGCUGUAUCAUCCUCUCCCUGGACCGCUUUGAGAGCCAGAUUGAGGAUGUGAGCGGUAGGUCCAUAGAAAUAGGCUGUAGAAACACCAGUUGUUUUAGUAGGCCUAAUGAAGCAUCAGGGAUGCUUUGUGUGUGGCUUUAUGGUAGUGAAAUAUGUCUACUCUUGGUAUUCUUAGUUAUCCUCCUCUGACUCAUCCAUGUUUCUCUCCUUUCCCCCUCUCUCCUGUAGUUGUGGAGGUACUGUCAGAGUGCAGUCUGUUGUCCUACAUGGCCCGCGUGGAAAACCGACUGACCUUCCUCUUCAGGCUCGUUAACAUCAUCAAUGUGCAGACACUCACACAGGCAAGGAAACACACUAUCCUAUGUUCUGUUGACAGUUUUACUAAUGGCUCACGUGCUAUUGCAUCCUCCUAGCUAUUAUAGACUUUACAUUCCUGUAUUUCUUGUUUCUCAUAUUGAGACAUACUUGUCUUCAUCUGCAGAUCAGCUAACUGUAUGAUCCUGUCUGUUAUUUGAUGGUGGCUGAACCCAAUGUUAGGAGAAUGUGAGCUGUCUGAACACCAGCCUGGUGGUGUUGAUGCUGGCCAGGAGGCGGGACAAGCUGCCUUACUGUCUCAACGCCCUGAGAGAGAAGGAGUACGCUGAGAAAUACCCCGGCUGCCUGCUCAACAACUUCCACAACCUGCUGCGCUUCUGGCAGCGCCACUACCUCAACAAGGACAAGGAUAGCACCUGUCUGGAGAACGUGAGUGUCCUGGCCAAUGCACACACACCCCGUUGUUACUUUAAUGCUGUCUACUCUACUCUAUAUUGCUUGCUAUGGUGGUAAUUCUGUAUUAGGUCACCUGUACAUUGGACCAUGCUCCAUCCUAUUGUGGUUGUGAAUGGUCUCAGGGGAAUUUAUAUCUUACAUCUCUCUCCUAUUCUCUAUCAACCCUCUUCCUGCAACAGAGUUCCUGUAUAUCCUUUACCUACUGGAAGGAGACUGUGUCGGUUCUGUUGGACUCAGACCCAACUUCACUAUGUGCCAUAGCCAGCUACAUCGAUGAGGCCUACAUGGAUCUGGGCAGAGACUUUCUGGAAGUUUAA